Messenger RNA from Tympanuchus pallidicinctus (lesser prairie-chicken), 778 nucleotides. It is a transcript of the gene KGD4, whose product is annotated as mitochondrial ribosomal protein S36. Bases 8 to 652 code for a protein of 214 amino acids. The transcript has 4 exons. NCBI's taxonomy places the organism in Eukaryota, Metazoa, Chordata, Aves, Galliformes, Phasianidae. The record is from RefSeq and is a predicted model, not a curated record. Gene Ontology annotation, biological process: 2-oxoglutarate metabolic process.
AUUACAUAUGGUGCUGCUGCGGCGGUCCCACCUGGAAAACAGGACUGAGGUGAGAAGAGCGGCUUCGCGCGUGCGAGCAGCGCCCCACCUUAAGCGCUGCCGUGCCUGUCCUGUACUCGAUCGGCUAAACCUAUCUGCGUCUAACGGCCUAAAUAAAGCCAUGAGUUUCUGCAAGGGCGAGGCGUCUGCUUUUCAAAAGGGCGGAGUCACCUCCCGCGGUCGCCCCGCCCGGCGCCCUGCGGCCCCGCCCGUUCUGCUCGCUCUGCCCGCGGGGCGGGGCGCGGCGCUGCCCCUCGUGCGGGCGGCGGUGCGUGCGGCGGGGGGCACCAUGGGCAGCAAGAUGGCGGCGGCCGCUCGGGUCGUGCAGGUAGUGAAGCCACAUACUCCGCUGAUUAAGUUCCCGGACAGAAAAAGCGGUCCCAGGCCUAAAAUACAGGAAUCUCUACAAGCAAGUGUUCCAUCACCUCAUGCUUCAAAUGCACAGGAGUCCAUAGGAGGGAGACCACUGGCCUUUCAAAAUAUUUCACCUGUUAGUAGGGCACAAGGUGCACCAGACACUUCUGAAUUAGCAAGAAUCUUACCUCAAAAGUACAGAAGGAAACUUAUGUCAGUUGAAGAGAUUGAAUAUAUUCAACGUGGAGGUCCAGAAUAACUACAGAAGAUAAUUUGCUCACCACUGUUGAAGAAAGAAGUAUGGUGUUCAUCAUAUAAGCUUAAUAGUAUACUGAUAGUUUUAAUAAAAACCCUACACAAAGGUGUAAAGGUUGACACAAUGCUA